This is a messenger RNA of Trametes versicolor FP-101664 SS1, 663 nucleotides long. RefSeq lists its product as uncharacterized. The record is from RefSeq and is a predicted model, not a curated record. The coding region runs from base 1 to 663 and encodes 220 amino acids. The transcript has 4 exons. NCBI's taxonomy places the organism in Eukaryota, Fungi, Basidiomycota, Agaricomycetes, Polyporales, Polyporaceae.
AUGUUCUUCUCCAAGAGCUUCAUCGCCGCCGCCACGGUCCUCCUCGGGCUGACCCUCCAGGCGCACGCGCACGCCGGUGUCACCCCCGCGCUCGGCGUGAAGGCCAACUUCGCCCGGGCCAACGUGCAGCGCCCCUCGACCGCCAAGCCCUGCGGCAGCAUCAACGUUGCGCAGAACCUCGACGCGUCGACCCCCAUCGUCGCAAAGGCGGACGGCACCUUCGUCGCCACGAUCACGAACUUUAACGCGGGCACCGACGGCUCUCGCCAGGUGACCGCGAAGGUCGACGGCACGGGCGUCGGGAAGACGUUCACGGCCGCGACUGUCACCAAGAAUGGCGACAAGUCGCCCACCAACGUCGGCUCGCAGCAGCUCACCGUCGCGCUCCCCAAGGGCAUGACGUGCACGGGCGGAGCGACGAAGAACAAGUGCCUCGUCUCGUUCACGACCGCCGGCGGCUUCGGCAACUGUGCGGUCGUCCAGACCGCCGCCACUGGCGCCAAGGCUGCCACCGCCGCCGCGACCACGGGCAAGAAGGCCAAGGCGGCGGCUCGCGAUGUUAACGCUGUGGGCACCCGCGCGGCUCGCCAUGUCCGCAUUGUUGAGCAGGCCGAUGAGGCUGAGGAUGUGGAAGAUGAGGAGGAAGUCGACGUCGAGGCUUAG